Penaeus indicus is the source of this 742-nucleotide messenger RNA. RefSeq lists its product as uncharacterized. Bases 1 to 363 code for a protein of 120 amino acids. The transcript is spliced from 2 exons. Lineage: Eukaryota; Metazoa; Arthropoda; Malacostraca; Decapoda; Penaeidae. The record is from RefSeq and is a predicted model, not a curated record.
AUGAAUGAACCUCGAGAGAGCCAGGUGGCACUAGGUAGUAGGGAAGAGUGGCAGUCAUCUGUGAAAUUAGUGUUGGCACCUUUACAGCAUUCCCCGAGGCUACUGCAAGGGUGGGUGGCGUUCACUGCCUUGUACAUGCUGCUGACUCUCGCCGACUUGCUCAUCACUCUCCCGUUCACGACCCUCCUGCACCUCCUCUGCUGCAUCACCCAGUUCGUCGUCUCCCUGUACGUGUGGGCGGUGGUCAAGUCGUACAUGCACGUGCUCAAGGUGGCCAAGAGGAAGCCACCCGUGCCCGAGGAAGAACCGACGGACUACACGGUCAAUGGCGUCGACUUGCAGCAGGAUCCCGUGACGGUGUGACGAUUGCCUUCUGGACGGGAGCGGAGAAUGAUCUGCUUUCGUCUUCUUUUUUUUUCUCUCUCUCCCACUGUUUAUUUUUCGUUUCGUUUCGUUUCUUUUCCAUUUUGUUAUGUAGCAUGUAGUGUAGAAAGUUUUUUUUAUAUAUAUAAUCUUUUAAAAAGUUUUAUAGGUAUUUGUUUUCCUUGUUUGGAGACAACUUUCGCAAAUAUCUGUUCUCUUCGUGUCAUUCGUUAACUGAAUGUUUCGGCUCAUAUUUACUUGUAUUUCCGUCCUACUUUUUCAUCAAGUUUAGGGAUGUUUUUUGUGACAGUAUUUGUUAGCCUUUCAAAACGUUUUCGUUAAUGUAGAGUCUCUCUCUCUCUCUCUCUCUCUCUCUCUC